This is a messenger RNA of Solanum pennellii, 802 nucleotides long. Its product is annotated as nucleoid-associated protein At4g30620, chloroplastic-like. The record is from RefSeq and is a predicted model, not a curated record. Lineage: Eukaryota; Viridiplantae; Streptophyta; Magnoliopsida; Solanales; Solanaceae. Gene Ontology annotation, molecular function: DNA binding. The coding region runs from base 95 to 673 and encodes 192 amino acids. The transcript is spliced from 7 exons.
GUAAAUUGAGAUGGAGGAGGUAUAUCUAACCUACUCAAAAGAGGGAUAGUCCUCAAAAGCUUAAUUUUUUUUGUUUUUUGUUAGAGCAACUCUAAUGGCGAUUUCUCCAAGUGCUACCUUAACAUCUCAAUUCCUCAAUUGUCACAGACCAAAUGACCAUAAAUGCCCUUCUUCUUCUUCACUCUCAUUCAGUAAAUCAAACUCAAGUACCCUACUUAUUGGUCCUUUAAGUGUAUCAUUACGAAAUGGCCAGAAAUCUAGGAGAUCUCUCCACGUUCAUGGCUUGUUUGGUGGAAAAAAGGAUAAUAACAGUGAUGAUAAUUCCUCAAAGGCUGGAGUACUUGGAAACAUGCAAAAUCUAUAUGAAACUGUAAAGAAGGCACAAAUGGUUGUUCAAGUCGAGGCAGUACGUGUGCAGAAAGAACUUGCAGCUGCAGAGUUUGAUGGCUACUGUGAAGGUGAACUUAUAAAGGCAACACUUUCUGGUAACCAACAGCCGGUACGCAUUGAAAUAACUGACGCUGCAAUGGACAUGGGAUCUGAUAAACUGUCACUUCUAGUAACAGAGGCGUACAAGGACGCGCACCAGAAAAGUGUACUGGCAAUGAAGGAGAGAAUGAACAAUCUUGCUCAGAGCUUAGGGAUGCCAGCAGGAUUAGAAGGAAUGAAGUAAUCAGAAAAAUAAGUUACAAUUUUGUUUAUAACUUAUUUUUACAUUUUGUGCAAAAACAGAGUGAAGCAAAAAUGAGCUUUCAGGUUAUAUAUAUUUAUAUUAUAUAUAUUUGCUAUUAUUCUCUCAAAA